This is a messenger RNA of Symbiodinium natans, 675 nucleotides long. NCBI's taxonomy places the organism in Eukaryota, Dinophyceae, Suessiales, Symbiodiniaceae. The record is from the annotation of a GenBank genome assembly.
AUGCGAGGUUCGCAGCCGGUUGUUACCAUCUCGGAGGUCUUCCAGUCCUACGAGGAAGACUACAAGCAGCUGAUCCAACAGCUACGCAGUUUGGCGACCGUCGUCGAAGGUACUGGCCCGACGCAGGAGCGCUGCAAUGCCGGGCAGGAAAUGGUUGACGCCCACGAGCGCGCGACCCAGGCCUUUCAGCAGAUGGAGUUCGAGGUGAAAUCCAUGGGCUCGCUUGGCGCAGCUUUAGUGGGCAAACUGAAGGAGUACAAGCAGGAGCUGCUGGCCAGUAGGACCUUGGUUCGCAACGUGCAGGCGAGGCUGAACCGAGAAGGCUUGCUGCGUGGCGCAAGCCCUGAUGAUAAGGUGCAGAGAGACUCGGCUCAGCGAAUGAGGGCCGGUGCGCGCCGCCUGGAGGACUCGCGGCGAACGGCUUUAGAGGCCGAAAGCAUUGGCAUGGAUGUCAUGUCCGAGCUGACUGACCAGCGAGAUGCCCUCAAACGGAGCAAGGACCAUCUGCAUGACGUGGAUGGCCACCUGGGCACAUCCAAGAUGUUCUUGUCGCUGAUGUCCCGGCGCAUUCAGACUAGCCAGGCCAUGGUGUGGUGUUUAGCCAUCGUCCUUUUCAUCAUUCUUGUUUUCCUCAUCUAUCUGAAGCUGCAGAAGCUCAUGGCUUUCUUUAGGUAG